CUACUUUUUCUGCCCCAUCUACUCCGCGCUUCUGGACUCCCCAUAGGAACCAGGUGGAAGAUGAGGAGCAAAGGAGGUUCGAUAAUCGGUUGAAGGUGGAGAUGGCCAAAUAUGUCGAAGCUACUAAGGUCGACGUCAUGGCGGCCGUUGGUAGGCAAUAUCUUGGGCAGAAAGAGGAGGUUAGGAGGGAGGAGGUGAGAUGGGUGGAGCAACGUAGGGGUCGGUUUCCCCCGCCGAGACAAAGAAGGGAUUAUGUCGACAGAGACGAAGGUGAUAUGGAGGUUGAUGACCUGGAUGAGGAGAUUCGCCGUCUUUCUGCGCCACGUGAGAAGAGGAGGAAGGGGAAGGAGCCGGCGAGACCUGGUUUUAGACAGCCACUUUUUUCCGCUCCUGCCGGUGAUAUUAAUAAUGCACCAGUGCGGCCUGGCUGUUCGUGGCGCCCGGAGGAUGAGGCUAGGACCAAGAUCCCUGCGGGUUGUGGUCCAGAAGGGCUUUUGGAGUUCGUGCUUGAGAAGAAGAAGAAACUGUCUGCAUUGCGUCAAGAUGAGCUGAAGCGAAUUUGCAGCAAGGAGGGCCUUCGUUAUUGUACUAAAGAGGUGUUGGACCCGACGAUCGUGUUGGACUCGACGAUCGUAUUCGACUCGACGUUCGUGUUCGACUCGACAAUCGCUUUCGACUCGACGAUCGUGUUAGACUCAACGAUCGUGUUCGACUCGACGAUAGGGCACUGUCGUGUUCGACUCGACGAUAGGGCACUGUUCGACUCAACGAUAGAGCACUACCGUAUUCGACUCGACGAUCGUGUUCGACUCGACGAUAGGGCACUGUUCGACUCGACGAUAGGGCACUACCGUGUUCGACUCGACUAUCGUGUUCGACUCGACGAUCGUGUUCAACUCGAUGAUGGUGUUCGACUCGACGAUCGUGUUCGACUCGACGAUCGUGUUCGACUCGACGAUCGGGCACUAUCGUGUUCGACUCGACGAUCGGGCACGAUCGUGUUGGACUCAACGAUCGGGCAUGAUCGUGUUCGACUAGACGAUUGCGGAAACCGAAUGUGCCACGUGCCGUUACGUGGUUGCAUCUGGGCUGCGUGGUUGUGUCCUCACCGUCUGAUCCUUCGAACUCGGUGUGCGCGUCACGAUCUUGGGCCGUAUGCUCGCUCCGUCGUCUCGACCUACGACUCUCGACACCUCCGCUGUGGUCCGUCGUCGCAUCGAGAAGGUGGUCUGCUAUGCACGAACCGAAUCCCUGCGCUCCGUUGCCGCGCUGCGUUGUGACACGAGCCUCCGCUGCGCUGCGCUGUGGCUGCGUUGACGAACCUCCGCUGCGCUGCGCUAUUGCU
Messenger RNA from Chara braunii, 1345 nucleotides. The record is from the annotation of a GenBank genome assembly. NCBI's taxonomy places the organism in Eukaryota, Viridiplantae, Streptophyta, Charophyceae, Charales, Characeae.